CGUAAGGAUUUAGAUGUGGUAGUUCAAAACAACAGCAGUAAAAAGGAAGAAGCUCAAGUUUUAGGCAAGAAGAUAAAUGACAGUCAGAAUGGACAGAGUGACGAGCAGACAGUGGACAAUAAUUGGUCUACGCCAAUUUUAUCAUUGGCUCGCAAAGCAACCGAGACCAUUAGCAGUGGAGCCGUCAACUGUAGCACAGCUUUGAGAAACACUGUACCUCUGAGUGCGACGAGUUCGGCGACCCUACAGAAUUCUGCCAGUAACACGACCACGUCCAAAGCAACAUCUGUGAAGGAUCCUAUGGCAGUGGAGAGGUCCAAUCUUCUCAGCAUGAUGAAAUUAAGUGUAAAGGUCCUGAUCCAGUCCUCACUCAGUCUGAAUCGCACUCUUGACUCAGAGUAUCCUCCUUUGCAGCAGUUCUUUGUGGUGCUUGAGCACUGCUUGAAACAUGGGCUGAAAGUAAAGAAAUCCUUCAUAGGUCAGAAUAAGUCUAUCUGGGCUCCACUGGAAUUGGUGGAGAAGUUGUGCCCAGAGUCAUCUGAUAUUGCUACUAGUGCACGAGACAUUCCCGGGAUAAAGACUGGACUUGGACGGGCUCGGGCAUGGCUACAUUUGGCCCUGAUGCAGAAGAAACUGGCAGACUACAUGAAAGCCCUCAUAGACAGACGAGACCUGCUGGGGGAGUUUUACGACCCUGGAGCCCUUAUGAUAGAGGAAGAAGGGACUGUGAUUGUUGGUAUGCUGGUGGGCCUUAAUGUGAUUGAUGCUAACCUCUGUGUCAAAGGGGAAGACUUGGACUCUCAGGUGGGUGUUAUUGACUUUUCACUGUACUUGAAGGACCCACAGUCCAGUGAGAUGCCAAAAGAGGAUGUAAAUAUGACAGCCAUUCUGGACCAGAAGCAUUAUAUUGAAGAGUUAAACAGACAUCUGAGUUGCACAGUCACUGACCUUCAGGCCAAGAUGGACUCUCUGGAAAAGACCAAUUGCAAACUUAUCGAGGAGUUGACAGCAGCUACAGAUAGAAUUAAUGUCCUACGGGAGGAGCAGGAGCAGCUGCGGCAGGAGAAUGCCACAAUCAUUCAGACUAGUCAGAGGAAGGAGGAGGCCACUUUGCAAGACAGUCAGGUUGAGCUUGAAACAUACCGGCAGACGCGUCAGGGUCUGGACGAAAUGUACAGUGUGGUGUGGAACCAGUACAAAGAGGAGAAACGCAUUCGACAGGAGCUGCAGAAGGAGCUUGAGCUGCAGCUAAACCUGAAGCAGGAGAUGGAGGUGGCCAUGAAGCUGCUGGAGAAAGAUACUCAUGAGAAACAGGACACACUCGUUGCAUUACGCCAGCAGCUGGAUCAGGUCAAGAGUCUCAACCUGCAAAUGUUCAACAAGGCCCAGGAGGCUGAUGGAAUCAUCCAGAAGAAGGAUGAGGAAGUGGGGCAGCUGGAACAGAAAAUUAGCCACAUGGAAUCUGCCAUGAAGGAACUGGAACAAAGGCUUCUGAAUUCAGAGCGUACUCGUGAGAAAUCAGACCAGAAUGAGAGGGACCUGAGAUCAGAGCUGCAGGCAAAAGUUGACACACUGCAGAAACAGCUGAGUGACCUGGACACACUGAGGGUGGGACUAGAAUCUGACCUGCGCGGUGAGAAGGACCAAAGACAGAAAUUGCAGAAAGAACUACAGCGAGAGCGGGACAACAGUGCAGAGCUGCGCACUCAGCUGCAGCAGCUACAGGGGCUGCAGAGGGAACUUGCUGAUCUGCAGAAGGAGAAGAGUCAGUUACAGCAGCUGUGUGAGGAGCAAGAGCAGGCUCUACAAGAGAUGGGUUUGCACCUCAGCCAGUCUAAGCUUAAAAUGGAAGACUUCAAAGAAGUCAAUAAAGCCUUGAAGGGCCAUGCAUGGUUGAAAGAUGAUGAAGCCACCCAGUGUAAACAAUGCCAAAAGGAAUUUUCUAUUUCCCGCAGAAAGCAUCACUGCAGAAACUGUGGGGAUAUCUAUUGCAACAGCUGCUCUAGCAAUGAGCUUGCACUACCCUCCUAUCCCAGACCAGUGCGGGUCUGUGACAUCUGUCACUCACUACUCCUUCAAAGAAGUUCCUCUAGCUCCUGACAGAACACAUGCAUGCACAUACGUGUGUGGCUGUGGAAAGUGUCAGUUGACUGUAAAUAGCUGUAUAAUUUUGGUACUCUGAGACAAAACUGCACUAAGAAGAUGUAAAAAACAAAAAAAAAGAAAUAUGAUAGUAUUGAGUAUUAAAAUGAAGCACCCGUUGCUUAAUAUUUUUGCUAAAGUGUGCAAAAUGAUUGUGCUAGUAAGGGCCACAGAUGAUGCUAUUUCUUUUUGAGAGAUUAACACACAUGAAUUAAGAUGUGGGUUUGUUUUCCAUGUCAGGGGCCUUGAUUAUCAGUGGAGUACAAGCUCUUCAAUUUUUUUUUGUUUUGUUUUGUUUUGUAACAGCAAAUGUCACCUCUAUGCCCUCACAAAUAAAUGUGGCAAUGAAUGAAUGUUAAUUUCAAAUUUAACAACAUGGUCGCUUUCGUUUAACUGAAAAUAAUGGGAAUAGCAAAGCUAAUGUAAAUUGUAUUCGUGAAGAUUGAAGAGGCCAUUUCAGAGAGACUGCUGAUGAUGUUAGCAUAACUAAGCACUGUUUUAUUUUUAAGCCCUGAUUUUCCCUCUGAUAUGCAUUCACAGGGUUAAGUAUUCACAGGGUAAGUAGCCAAAGCAGUGCUCCUUCAAGAAAAUGCAUUGACAGACUGAAGUAUGUGAAUUUUAUAUCGGUGUGUAUGAAACUUAGGGCAUAGUGUACUGUAUAUUAUACUAAACAUCAAGAAUGACAAGGAAGCUGAAUGCAUAUGAAUAUGUAUGUAUUGCAUGGAUAUGUGUUUUUAUACCGUGCAUUUAGAAACCGCACGCCGAUUUGUACAGAUUUUUGAAGUUUUUCUUACAUUUUGUUUUAGGUUUGUAGUCUGAAAUAAAUUAGAUUGUAUUUUUGUCCUGCAUA
Messenger RNA from Chanos chanos (milkfish), 2992 nucleotides. RefSeq names its product RUN and FYVE domain containing 1 (gene rufy1). The coding region runs from base 301 to 2100 and encodes 599 amino acids. Gene Ontology annotation, molecular function: metal ion binding. Gene Ontology annotation, cellular component: cytoplasm. The transcript has 17 exons. Gene Ontology annotation, biological process: regulation of endocytosis; protein transport. Lineage: Eukaryota; Metazoa; Chordata; Actinopteri; Gonorynchiformes; Chanidae. The record is from RefSeq and is a predicted model, not a curated record.